AUGAAGGCGGUUUUGGAUGGUCUAUUGAUUCACGAGUAUUUUAAGGUAUGGGUGCGGCAUAUGGCACGGCGAAUCAACCCUAAGGUCAAGUCAUACUACUUGUUUGAUGGCUAUGCUCACCUUUCUUCUGGCCUCGUUUGUGGCCUUGCUGGCCUUUCUGCUGGUAUGGCCAUUGGAAUUGUUGGGGAUGUUGGUGUUAGAUCAUUGUGUGGCAACCCCCCUACAGUUCAUCUGUGGCCCCGGCCGAGGCAGAAGAGAAGAAUGGCCAUGCAAAUGGAUAUCCCUAAGUUGAAAGCAAAAUCAACUCUUCAGAAGAAGGGAGAGGGGAUUGGGAUAACAUUGAACUGCUGA
Fraxinus pennsylvanica is the source of this 351-nucleotide messenger RNA. NCBI's taxonomy places the organism in Eukaryota, Viridiplantae, Streptophyta, Magnoliopsida, Lamiales, Oleaceae. The record is from the annotation of a GenBank genome assembly.